UGUCUUGAAGUAUCAUCGUGCAUGCAUUUUUGUGCGCAUUUCUCUCUCUCUCUCUGUCUCUCUCUGUUUUUGCUCUGCAUGCACACGCUUCCUCUUCUCUCUCCCCCAAAACCCAAAAUCACCUCACCGCCGUUUCACCUCUCCGUUCACCGGAAUCUCAGCCCAAUCCUCUGAUCCAACCGCCUCUCCGAUCACUGCUCCAUUACCGAAUCAAAAAAAAAAAAAAAAAAACUCCAACUCCAACCCAAAGCGAAGCUCCGCUCAGCUCUUCUUCGUCAACAACCGCAAAAUUUGAAUGAAACUAGUUCCGGUGACUGUUGGUUACGGAGUGAGUAAAUUAAGAAUUUGAAUUUGAAUUCGAAAAUGGCGUCGUCGAACUCGAAGAAGACUUGCAUGAAUGUACUGUGCGGUGAGUCCACGUCGGUGGAUUCGAAAAAAGGUUGGGCUCUGCGAUCCGGCGAUUUCGCUAAGCUCUGUGAUAAGUGCGGGUCUGUGUAUGAGCAAUCGAUUUUCUGUGAUGUGUAUCACUCCAAGGACUCUGGUUGGAGGGAGUGCACUUCAUGUGGCAAGCGCCUUCACUGUGGGUGCAUCACUUCCAUUUCUCUGGUUGAGCUGCUUGAUUGCGGUGGUGUAAGCUGUAUAAACUGUGCGAAGAAUACAGGACUUGUCCCUAUUUCAAGCAAUGAAAAGCCUGAUGGAUUUGGCACUUCCAAAGUUGAUAAUGUCAAUGAAUUGCAUCCCAGUUCUAUGGGCACCCAACUGGAUGGAAAUAGCAUUGAAAAAUUGAAGCUUAUGCAAUUGGGCAAUAAUAUUGAGGGUAAUGGGCUUAGGCACUUGCUUCAAUCUCAUAAUGCUGACACAAUUGGGUCUUUUGGGAAAUUGAAAGAGGAGGAAGUUUUUCCUUCUGUGGGAGAAAUUGGAACUGCAUGUUUCUCAAAUUUUAAUCAGGCAUGCAAUGGAUCGUCCAACGCUACCAAACCAGACUUAUAUAAAGCAAACAUGGGGACAAAAGAUAUAUAUGAGUCACUGCCACAGACAAACUUGAGUAUGACUCUGGGUGCUCCCUCAGGAAAUUCAAGUCCCCUUCCUAGUGCUGUUGUUGAUGAAAGGGAAAAUAGAAAGACAUCCUCUCCAUUCCUACAGGGGCCCAGGUCUCGCCAUCUUUUGCCUAAACCGCCAAGGUCAGCCCUUGCAGGAGGUUUGGAGGCAAAUGCUGGCAUGGUUUCUCAGAUACGUGUUGCAAGGCCACCUGCUGAAGGACGGGGACGGAAUCAGUUGCUUCCUCGUUAUUGGCCAAGGAUCACAGACCAAGAGUUACAGCAAAUAUCUGGAGAUUCUAAUUCCACAAUUGUGCCACUGUUUGAAAAGAUGCUGAGUGCCAGUGAUGCUGGUCGAAUUGGUCGUUUGGUUCUCCCUAAAGCAUGUGCUGAAGCAUAUUUUCCUGCUAUUUCUCAACCAGAGGGCCUUCCUUUAAGGAUUCAAGACGUGAAGGGAAAAGAAUGGGUGUUUCAGUUUAGAUUUUGGCCUAAUAAUAACAGCAGAAUGUAUGUUUUGGAGGGUGUAACUCCCUGCAUACAGUCAAUGCAGUUGCAAGCUGGAGAUACAGUAACUUUUAGCCGUAUGGAUCCUGAAGGAAAACUUAUCAUGGGGUUCCGGAAAGCUUCGAAUUCUGUUGCAAUGCAGGACACCUAUCCAUCUGCCAUUCCAAAUGGUGCUCAUUCAAGUGAAACUUUGUUUUCGGGUAUUUUUGAGAACCUACCUAUAAUAAGUGGUUACUCUGGCCUUCUUCAGUCACUUAAGGGAAGCGCGGAUCCAAAUUUAAAUGCACUUUCCAAACACUUGAGUUCAGCUACUGGUGAUAUUAGCUGGCAUAAGUCUGAGAAGCUUGAAGACAGGACAAGGGAGGGCUUGCUGCUGCCUCCAGAGAGGAAAAAGGCACGAAAUAUUGGUUCCAAAAGUAAGAGGUUGCUCAUUGAUAGCCAAGAUGUUCUGGAGCUGAAACUUACGUGGGAAGAGGCACAGGAUUUGCUCUACCCACCUCCAUCUUUUAAGCCAAGCAUAGUCAUGAUUGAAGACCAUGAAUUUGAAGAGUAUGAAGAACCUCCAGUUUUUGGAAAGAGAAGUAUUUUUGUUGCUCGUUCAACUGGCUUGAUCUUCAGGGGACAAGAGCAAUGGGCUCAGUGUGAUAGUUGCUCCAAAUGGCGAAGGUUGCCAGUUGAUGUACUUAUUCCUCCUAAGUGGACAUGUGCAGAUAAUGCUUGGGAUCAAAACAGGUGCUCAUGUUCUGCACCAGAUGAAUUGAACCCUAGGGAACUGGAAAAUCUUCUCAGACUGAAUAAGGAAUUCAAGAAAAGGAGAACAAUGACAAGCAAUAGGCCAAACCAAGGGCAUGAAUCGUCAGGACUGGAUGCUUUGGCUAAUGCUGCAAUUCUUGGAGAUAGUGUAGGCGACCCGGGCACCACAUCAGUAGCUACCACAACAAAACACCCCAGGCACCGGCCUGGCUGCUCUUGCAUUGUGUGCAUCCAACCCCCUAGUGGGAAGGGCAAGCACAAGCCUACAUGCACAUGCAAUGUGUGCAUGACAGUUAAACGUCGCUUUAAAACCUUAAUGAUGCGCAAGAAAAAGCGUCAAUCAGAGCGGGAAGCAGAGAUUGCCCAGAGAAAUCAGCAGACGUGGGGCUCUAGGGAUGAAGCAGAAGUAGACAGCACUUCUAGGCAUGCAUCAUCUCACCUUGAUCCUUCAGAGAAUGAAGCUAGGUCGGCAAAUGAGUUAGAAUCCAAGAGCCAAAGCAAAUUGGUCGACACUGGAAAGGGUCACUUGGACUUGAAUUGCCAUCCUGACCGAGAAGAAGAAUUGCAAGCAGGAUCAAAACGUAUGAGCAUGAUGAGUCUUCUUCAAGAAGCAAGCCUUCCAUUGGAGACGUAUUUGAAGCAGAAUGGUCUUACUCUUACAAGCUUGAUCACUGAGCAACAAGCAAGUUCAGCAUCACAAAUUCUGCCACAAGCCUCCAACGAGAAUGAGGGACAACUUAAUGAGGAUUGCUGUUUUGUUUCUGCUGAACAAGAGCGAGAAGGAGGCGGUGAAGAGUAUUGUGGACCAGAUCCGAGCCAAAACGAUGCUCAAACAUGAAGUCCUGUUUCUUUUAGCCUUUUAUAUUUUGGUUGCUUGUUUUUCCUACUAAUACUAUAUAGGCCUUUCUCCGGUUUGAAAUAUGUUUUUUUAGUUCAGAGAGUGCAUGUGUGUUUUCUUUCUCAUAUUAAUUGUAAUAUAUACAUACCCAUAAUUUUUUUUCUUACCAAGUUUUGAUGAGAUGUAUAUGCAAGGACAAUAUUUUCUGUUCCCCCA
Molecule: messenger RNA, 3348 nt
Organism: Quercus lobata
Lineage: Eukaryota; Viridiplantae; Streptophyta; Magnoliopsida; Fagales; Fagaceae
Product: HSI2-like 1
Exons: 13
Coding region: 364-3132 (922 amino acids)
Molecular function (GO): zinc ion binding; DNA binding
Source: RefSeq, a predicted model, not a curated record